Molecule: messenger RNA, 999 nt
Organism: Trifolium pratense (red clover)
Lineage: Eukaryota; Viridiplantae; Streptophyta; Magnoliopsida; Fabales; Fabaceae
Product: F-box/LRR-repeat protein At3g59200-like
Exons: 2
Coding region: 1-999 (332 amino acids)
Molecular function (GO): protein binding
Source: RefSeq, a predicted model, not a curated record
AUGGCGAAGGAUAUCGAUGGGUGUGAGCAUUAUCAUUUUAAUAGAGGUCGACGCCGAUUGGAAACCGAAUUCAUUCGUUGGAAAUUUCCCAAUGAAUGCUGGAUCAAGCUUAAUUGCGAUGGAGCUCAUAAGAAAUCUGUGGAUCUUGUUGGAUGUGUUGGCUUACUGCGGGAUUCUGAUGUGUUUUCCUCUCAAGGAGAAGUGCGAUCGAUACACAAGAUGAAGAGAGACAUGAUUAGUGACUUGCCAAACACAAUUUUGCUUCAUAUAAUGUCAUUUAUGAUGAUAAAAGAUAUCGUGCAAACUAGUAUCCUAUCGAAACGUUGGAAGAAUCUCUGGAAAUGUCUCAUGGAUCUUAAACUAUCUACCUUUGAUUUCAACAAUGCAAGGAUUUUUGGUGAAUGUAUAUCUGGGAUCGUGUCUUCUCGUAGCAAGGGAAAUUAUCCCUUGCGUAGUCUGGACUUCCAUCGCCAUAGUCCUUUUCAACACAAGAUAUUCACUGAUCUAAUCACACAUGCAAUUUCUCGCGGUCUUGUGAUACUAAAAGUAGUUGUUCCAACAAAUCUUGGUUUGCCAAAUUGUGUCUUUAUUUCACAUUCUUUAACCACUCUACAUAUUUCUAGUUCAAGUUAUGACUAUCACAGAAGAGCUAGACUUCCUAUGUAUCUUGAUCUUCCUGCUUUAACAAACUUGCAUCUUGACAAUGUUAAGAUUGAAACUGACCAUAAUGGUCAUGCCCAACCUUUUUCAACUUGUACCAAGUUGAAAUAUCUUUCCAUUGACAAGUGUUAUUUUAUUCAUAUAAAAUCUGUCCCUUUCGAUGUCAAAGGAAUCCUUCAUAUAAUGAAUGUCACACUCACCGAUUUAACCAUCAAGGAUACUUCUCACACACCUUCCAAUUAUGUGAUUUUUGCACCAAACUUAAUUUCUUUUGAAGUGAAUGAUUCUCCAUUUCAUGCUUCUUCUUUUCCAUGGGUGAAGAUUGAACACUCCUCUUGA